This is a messenger RNA of Enhydra lutris kenyoni (northern sea otter), 792 nucleotides long. RefSeq names its product integrator complex subunit 6-like. Gene Ontology annotation, biological process: snRNA 3'-end processing. The record is from RefSeq and is a predicted model, not a curated record. Gene Ontology annotation, cellular component: integrator complex. Lineage: Eukaryota; Metazoa; Chordata; Mammalia; Carnivora; Mustelidae. The transcript is spliced from 7 exons. The coding region runs from base 1 to 792 and encodes 263 amino acids.
AUGCGGCCUGUGCUCAUGACGCCUCUAAGGGGGCGCCUGAGCCGCGGCCGGAAAGACUUGCUUCCCGGUUCUGGGCAGCGGGCACAGCUGGCCCCUGGGGGGACAACAGGCUUCUCCAGCACUCGGUUCCGCACCGCACACAGCUUCUCGGGGGGUCGGGCUGCUGCAGGGCAGUGUGGCCAACAGCCCGCCAAGGCCUGUAAAUGCCCUUACACCUCCCCGGGGCGUCACCAGUCCGGCUCUUCCCAGAGUUUAGCUACUGUUGGCGAUUCUCCUGUAAACAUCAGGGUACAGGAAGUGAUGAGUGAUAAAGCAGAGGACUUCGCUGUUGGGCCCAAAAGUCAAGUGAAACGUUCUGGAAAAUCCAUCACUCCACCUCCAUUUAAGAAAAGGCUGAGCAUGCCUCUGCUGUCAGUGAGAGAGGAAGGAGAGGGAUCAUCCCAGCCUGAGGGCUCAGCCAUCUGUCUCUCUGCAGAUGAGCCCAAGGUCACAGCAAUGUCUGUGUUGGGAGAUGUGCCAGAUCAACUACCAAUACCAGUGAAAAUUAAUAUGGAAAUAAAAGAGCGAAUAAGGAAUGAAAUUCAACAGUUUGGAGGAAAAUAUGAAAAUAUCCUCAAAUUGCUUGAAGGAAUGCAAGGAUCUCCAGAAGUGCAGAAAAAAUUUGUUGUAUAUGCCAUGAAGGAAGCGGCAAGAUUUAAAAGACAAGACUUAAUAAGGCACCUGCAAAAGGCAUUAGAAAAAUUAGAACCUGACCACCUCCUCAAGAAAGACAAUCACACCCCGAAAUUGUAA